CUUCACCUCCUUAACAACACAUGGCUUCGAAUGGAGUAAAGAACAUGUCGGGUCUAACGGCAGAGUCUCCAUCCGCCUCUUUGUCCUUUAAACCGUGUGUCCCUCGUUUUAAUGGCUCCGGGACGCGCUGAUCCCGCUAAUCACUCCCCUCCGCUUGUCAAUCCGCGGGGCGCUAACCAGCAGCAGCUCCAGCCCGCUCACACAUUCACGUAUGAGGCCGGCUAGCAGCAACAUGGACGCCGCGGCUAACGGUGGCUCCACUUGUUGGUCCGUGUCUGUGGUGAUGGUGUGUAACCGGGCGGCGGCGGCGCUUUGUUAGCCGUGUAUCCGACUGCUGUGGAUCUAUUUCGGGUGGGGGGAGUGUGGCUUCCCGGAGCGAACCCGUCCAGCGUGUGGAGCAGUGGCCUGCGGACGCCAUUGGUCACCAGCGACUCUGUGGUCAAGCAGGUUUCACGUUCACAGAAGAAAAACACAGACCAUAUCGGUUAAUCGAUUAAUCUGUACUCGUCAGCUCCUCUUAUUCAGACCCUCAGCUGACAGGUGAUGGUUUCAAACCAUACAGCUGCUGAUGUGCACUGGUCUCCACUUUGUUUUCCUUUUACAAUCCAGCUCUAAAGGGAGUCUCCUAAAUUUAUAUUUAAUAUGAGGGAUUUGUUUUUAAAUAACUGUUUUUAAAAUGUAUUGUCUUAAUAUGGUCUUCUCCAUGUAAAGCACAUUGAGCUGCAUUCAAGGCUAUGUGAAUUGUCAUAUAAAUGUUUGUUGUUGUUAUUAUUUUUAUCAAAGACAUUUUCACUGUUGCAGAAGCUCAAACAGUUCUUAAAAAUGUGACAGUAACCUUCUGUCCUGUGGUCUUCAAGCUGCUUGUUGUUUGUUUGCUUUUUUAACUGCUUUCUAUUGUUUGCUUUCAGUUUUUAAACUUGUAGAGCUCCUUGUUACUGGGCUGUUUGAAUACAGUUUAUUAUUGUUACUUUUCGAUCACUUGUGUUCAUUAGUCAAUUUUUUUAAUCUUAAGAGCCAAACAAGCACUCAGGCUACUAUUGUUUGAUUCAUAUCCGCAGGUUGUACAUUAAGGUGUGUUUGGUUUUCUGCAGAAAAAAAUCGUCCCAAACAGACUCGCAGGAAUCAUGGGGAGCGUGUUCCUGCCGGCGACCGCAGCCCACUCCGUGCUGCGGCGGCUGCGCAGGGCCAACUUCAUGCUGGAGGAGAUGAAGCAGGGGGACAUCCAGAGGGAGUGCCGCGAGGAGAUCUGCACCUAUGAGGAGGCCCGGGAAGCUUUCGAGAACGAUGAGAAGACGAGACGGUUUUGGGAGGAGUACGUGCGUGAGAGCAGUCCGUCCGGAGGGCUGGAGACGGUGGUGGGUGGAGUCCACUCUCUCUACCUGAUUGUGCCGCUGAUGCUUGUCGUGUUCGUUAUCGCUGCCGUCGCCAUCACCGUGUGGCGCUGCCACUCCCGCAAGCGCUCGCAGCGCAGCCCCAGCCUGGGACACUCGCAUCACGACCACGUCCUGUCGGUGGUCUCGAUGGACCAUUGGGGGAGGGAUUACCACCAGGGUGACCAGUCAGAACUCAGUAUCCACAGCAGCCCAGCUUAUCCGGGCUCAGAGAUCACAUCAGGCAGAGGAAGCGCCGGAGAUCCGCCGCCAUCGUAUGAGGAGGCUGUUGGCCACACAGACGUCCAGAUAGAGACGGAGCCGCCUCCACAGUACGAGGACAUCGUCACCAACAGCGCUUCUAGUGUCAACGGCCGUGGGAAGUAGACCUGCCUUUCACUACCACCCCAACAAAAGCCCUAACCUACACUAAGACUUCUCUUAUCCUCUAGCAAUGCCACUGUUGUGGCAUCACCAGCCUUCCCCAUUCUACACAAACAGAAACACUAAUGGUCAAUGGAUUAAUGCAAUCUCUGCCAGUGCUGCUGCAGUUUGCACUAACCUUUAUUCAGUGAGGUGAAGUGAUGGCAGGACGGAUCGAGUGAUACUGCAAUACCAAAACCUGGACUGAAGAUCCUGAGGUAUCUAUGCUGUCCCACUGUUGUAAAUUAAUUUAACUCUACAAACAUAACAAAUGUUGCAUGUAGCGUGAAGGGGAAAACAGUGAUAAUUGCCAUAAUGAAGGAGCUGCUCUCAGUGUACUAAGGGAUUGGGCCGAUGCUUUAUUGAAGAUUAGUGCCAAUUAACUGAUUGUUUAAUUUUGACCAAUUUGUUGUGAAAACAAAUACUUACUGCUUCCUCUUGCAGUUGUUUAUAUUGCAAAAUUGUACUUUGCAAGAUCCAGAACCAGUUUUUAAUCUGCACCUCAAUGUCAGUGAAACCCACACUAAUUUA
Messenger RNA from Pleuronectes platessa (European plaice), 2324 nucleotides. It is a transcript of the gene prrg1, whose product is annotated as proline rich Gla (G-carboxyglutamic acid) 1. NCBI's taxonomy places the organism in Eukaryota, Metazoa, Chordata, Actinopteri, Pleuronectiformes, Pleuronectidae. The record is from RefSeq and is a predicted model, not a curated record. Gene Ontology annotation, molecular function: calcium ion binding. The transcript has 3 exons. Bases 1125 to 1757 code for a protein of 210 amino acids. Gene Ontology annotation, cellular component: extracellular region.